CGCUCUCGGUGCGCUACGUGCGCGUGGAACGUGCUUCUGCGUGGUGGUUCCGCUUACCGAAUUCGGUCUUCUCUUCGCGGCCGUUGGGGUUUGAGGUUCCCGCCAGGUCCCGGCUGGGCGGGAGUGAUGGUUCCCGGCCCACCACGGCUUUGAGGCGAGAGGAGCGUCCCAGACCCUUUUCCGCUUGCUUACGGCGCUGACUCCGGGCAACCAUGUCUACCGCGUUCUCCUUCGGGACGGGAACGCUGGGCUCCACCACCGUGGCCGCUGGCGGGACCGGCACGGGCGGCGGUUUCUCCUUUGGGACAGGGGCAUCUAGCAACCCUUCUGUGGGCCUCAAUUUUGGAACUCUUGGAAGCACUGUGACUCCAGCAACUACAUCUGCUCCUUCAGGUGGUUUUGGAACCGGGCUCUUCGGAUCUAAACCUGCCACUGGGUUCACGCUAGGAGGAACAAGUGCAGGAACGCCAGCCACUACAUCUGCAUCUACAACAGGUUUCAGUUUAGGAUUCAGUAAACCUGCAGCAUCUGCCACACCAUUUACUCUGCCUAUUACGUCUACCUCAGCUAGUGGUCUUACUCUGUCAUCUGCUUUGACAUCAACUCCAGCAGCAUCCACAGGAUUUAGUCUAAAUAAUCUGGGCGGAACAUCAGCUACAACUACAACAGCAUCCACAGGCCUUUCCUUAGGUGGAGCCUUAGCUGGUUUGGGAGGCUCACUUUUCCAGAGUACAAACACAGCAGCCUCAGGUCUUGGACAGAAUCCUUUAAGUUUGACUUUGGGAACCACAGCAGCUACUUCGGCUGCAGGCAGUGAAGGUCUUGGUGGUGUAGAUUUUAGUAGCUCAUCAGAUAAAAAGAGUGAUAAAGCAGGAACAAGACCAGAGGAUAGUAAAGCACUGAAGGAUGAAAAUCUACCUCCUGUCAUCUGCCAGGAUGUUGAAAAUCUCCAGAAAUUUGUGAAGGAACAAAAACAGGUCCAAGAAGAAAUUAGUAGGAUGUCUUCAAAAGCAAUGCUUAAAGUACAGGAAGAUAUUAAAGCUCUCAAGCAGCUUCUGUCAUUGGCUGCCAGUGGAUUACAAAGAAAUACUUUCAAUAUUGACAAAUUGAAAAUAGAAACUGCUCAGGAGUUGAAGAAUGCUGAAAUAGCAUUAAGAACCCAGAAAACACCACCUGGACUCCAACAUGAAAAUGCAGCUCCUGCUGACUAUUUCAGAAUCUUGGUUCAGCAGUUUGAGGUACAGCUUCAGCAGUACAGACAGCAGAUUGAAGAACUAGAAAACCACCUUGCUACUCAAGCAAAUAAUUCACAUAUAGCUCCUCAAGAUUUGUCAAUGGCUAUGCAGAAAAUUUAUCAAACAUUUGUAGCGUUAGCUGCACAGCUUCAGUCUAUUCAUGAAAAUGUAAAGGUGCUGAAGGAACAGUACCUUGGUUACAGAAAAAUGUUCUUGGGAGAUGCUGUAGAUGUGUUUGAAGCCAGGCGAGCAGAAGCCAAGAAAUGGCAGAAUGCCCCCAGAGUUACUACUGGACCCACCCCUUUCAGCAACAUUCCAAAUGCAGCAGCCGUUGCCAUGGCUGCAACUCUUACACAGCAGCAACAGCCUGCUACAGGGCCACAGCCAUCUCUGGGAGUUAGUUUUGGAACGCCAUUCGGCUCAGGUAUUGGCACUGGCUUGCAAUCAAGUGGCUUAGGUUCUUCAAACCUUGGAGGAUUUGGAACUAGCUCUGGUUUUGGAUGCAGCACCACAGGGGCCUCCACAUUUGGAUUUGGAACAACAAAUAAACCCUCAGGAAGUCUUAGUGCAGGCUUUGGCAGCUCAAGUACAUCUGGGUUUAACUUCAGCAAUCCUGGCAUCACGGCAUCAGCUGGUUUGACAUUUGGGGUGUCCAAUCCUGCCUCUGCAGGCUUUGGAACAGGAGGACAGCUCCUUCAGUUGAAGAAACCUCCAGCUGGAAACAAAAGAGGAAAAAGAUGAACAUAUAGGUUGAUGUGUUGAGAGAAUCCAUUGCAGCAUUGUUUAUUCUGAGUCUAUUUUUCUAAAAUUGAUGCAGUAGUUAAAUUGCAUCCCAGGAGAUUUCUAAAGUUUUGAUAUUUUUCCCUACUUGGGAAUUUGAACUUUGUUCUAAUUUGCCAUGCUAAACAUCUUUUUUCUUGUGAAUUUGAACCCCAGUUGUAUACUUUUCUUUAUUUCAAUUCUCAAUGUAAGAAAUGUUCUGAUCACAUUGCUGGUUGGUAAAACCUACUAUUUAACCUAGUGUUAAUAGCAACAUUUUUGUUGAUACAGUUUACAUUAUUUGAAUAUAUGCACAUGUGUUUCUUAUACAGAUGAUAUGAACUCUAGGGCCUAUAUUAGAAUCGGUUGGUUUCUUGAUAAAGGUCUUUUGAACUACACUGCAGGGCAUCUUGUGAAUAUGUAUAUAAACAUAUACAGGAUAAUACACACAAUUGUGUGUGCAUAUAAAAUAUAUAUUUACAGACCUACAACUUUUGCCUCACACUGUUUCCCUUUUCUAAGGGUCUUCCCUUUUUCACCCUUGCAGCUUCAAGUCCUCAGUGCUUGUAGAAUGAUGAGCUAGAGGUACCAGGUUAUUGCAGUUAUGUGCUUGAAGACUUAGUGAAAUGGUUCCCGUUGUAAAUAUUUGACCUACUCAACUGUGUUGCCCCUAGUCUUCUUCAUUUUUGUUUUUCACCUUCACCUUUAACAGCUGCUGUAAGUGAGAAAUGCUGUAAAACUUGUUGACCAGUUUUUAACAAAGCUUACUAUCCUUCAUGUCCUCAUAUUGAUUGCUUAUAUGAGAUGUUUUUUCAUAUCUGAGAUGAACCUUCAAGAACAUAUUUGAACUCCAGACUGGUGUUCUGGGGGCAAAGAGCUUUAAGCCAAAUUGAUUCUAUGCAGGUGAAGGAUGCACUAUGACUUUGGCGGAAACUUUUCUAGCUAUUCCAAUACAGAGUUUUUUCUUUAUAGGGCUAUUGAUACACCAAAUGGAGUGGCUCAUCAGCCUCUUAAUGUCUUAAGUGCUUAAUUUGGAAUAGAGAGACAAUAUAUUUUAAGACAAAAAAAGUAUUUGUAGCAACUAUAAACUAUUCCCUGUUUUAACAGAGUUCCAGUAGUAACACAUAGGCGUGUCAGGUUGCCCCUGUGUAAUAUUUGUAUUAGUACCAGUGACGUGGAGUGGGUGAAAAAGAGAGCCCUUUGAAAGAGAACUGCCUUAGCCAUGAUUUCAAACAGAAACCAUUAGGUAGGUGUAUGUAUCUUUCAAGUACAGUUUUCAGAUGGGAUGUGAACAUGGAAUUUCAUUGAAAAUAGUUUAAUUUUUUUAUGUAGAAGCUUUUGUACAUAACGUGCAUCAAGUGAAUGUUUUCAGAAGCGUUUCACCAAGACACCUUUUUCCUAAAAUAGGUAUUGCAUAAAUACAUGUGCUUGUGCACACACACAUGCACCAUCAGUGUGUGAGGUUCGGUUAUAAAGGUAUUGUUGAAUCCAUUUCAUUUAUCUGCUUAUAGCAAUGAUUGGCUUUUGGAAUUGAAUUUUUCGCGCCUUGAUGCAUUAAAAUACAGAAAAUGCUUUGUUCUGAGCUCUAAAGCUGUUUUUAUUUUUGCACACUUAUCUAAUACUACAGUUCCCAGAACCAGAUUUUGGGGAAGGGUAGUAAAACCUGUGAUUUUGUGUUUUGAAUUACUGUCAGGAUUAAAUACACAGUUACAACAAACUUUUUUUUAAAGACAUUGCAUUGUAUUGCAAAAAUCUGAAUAUUUAUAUUUCUUGUUUUUUCUUUAUAUAUUUUACAUUUUAAUAUGUUGAACCACUGGAAAUUUGUAACAGAUCAAUUUGUGAUAGAACUUUAAAUGUGUUGUCAUUGUCGCCAUUGUCUUCACUUUGUCCAGAGCCUAUUAUUAAGUAAACAAUAAAAUUUAUUGUGUCAGUUGCUUUGAAUCUUUA
This is a messenger RNA of Artibeus jamaicensis (Jamaican fruit-eating bat), 3941 nucleotides long. RefSeq names its product nucleoporin 58 (gene NUP58). The transcript is spliced from 15 exons. Gene Ontology annotation, cellular component: nuclear pore. Gene Ontology annotation, biological process: nucleocytoplasmic transport. Gene Ontology annotation, molecular function: structural constituent of nuclear pore. Lineage: Eukaryota; Metazoa; Chordata; Mammalia; Chiroptera; Phyllostomidae. Bases 213 to 1976 code for a protein of 587 amino acids. The record is from RefSeq and is a predicted model, not a curated record.